This is a messenger RNA of Puccinia triticina, 1938 nucleotides long. RefSeq lists its product as uncharacterized. Gene Ontology annotation, cellular component: NuA4 histone acetyltransferase complex. The record is from RefSeq and is a predicted model, not a curated record. The transcript has 7 exons. Gene Ontology annotation, molecular function: protein binding. Lineage: Eukaryota; Fungi; Basidiomycota; Pucciniomycetes; Pucciniales; Pucciniaceae. Bases 1 to 1938 code for a protein of 645 amino acids.
AUGCUCUCUGGUCGGGCCGUCGGGCGACCCGUGGGCCCGACCGGGUAUCUCCUCCCCAAGCUUCCAUCGGCACAGCACUUCCGAAAACAACGAGCCAAGGACAGGACGAUGGCGGAAGUGAACGCGGCCACCGAAGCCGAGCCGAAGCUCUCAAUCCAGGAACAGCUUCUGCUCGCCCAGGCCGUCCACCAAGCCCAGCCGCGCGAAGGAACCGAGCAGACGGUCGAUUGGGAACAAGUCGCCGAGCUGCUCCAUGGAUUCCAGCAGGCGAGGAAGACCGAAGACUGGCACUGGCUGCAUGGCACAUCCUUCAACCCCGAGGUCUGCUCCAACGUUUACGCGAACAUCUGCAAGACCUAUCUCGAAGAUAAGCUAGACCAGAAGGCAUCUUUGGACGCACACCAGACCCUAACCGUCGCCCGUCAGCUGUACGAGGUUCACCUGAAGUCCAUUGCAGAGGCUCUCCUGGAAGAGGAGAAGAGAUCUCAAAGCCUUCAAACGGAAAUAGAGGCUAUCAAACGUGGAGAAUGGGAUGAUAAGCUCAGACUGAUUGCAGAUUGCGACAAACCGACUAGUCCAGAGGCUCCGCAAGUCCAAUCUCCAAAGCCCCCCGACUCCCAUCCUGCCAGCCCAUCAAAUCCCGAAAUUCCGGAGCAGGUAGAGGAGAACGACGUGGAUAAACAAAGCGAGCCGGGCAGCAGCUUAGCAGCUCCGGUUUCUCUGGGGCGGUCGGCAGCGAAAAAAUCCCCAAUAUCGAGGACCAAGCGUGCUGCUAAAAAGGAGAUACAAGAUCCCUCUAACAGCACCGAAGUUCCUCCCAAAAAUAAUGAUGCCUCCUUGGGCAACGCCGACGUGCCGAAAAGCCGCAAACGAAAAGCUGCUCCUACCAGCGUUUCUCAACGGAAGCUCGAUAAAACUCCACGCCCAGAACCCGAGAAACCAUCUGUGACAACUGCAAGCGAUUCAUCAGAAUCACCCAAGGGGGCCGAAAGCCCAGCCUCAGAUGACGACGAAACCGUGAUACAACAGCUCAUCGGCUCACGUGACCGUCCCACUCCAAGUGGGCCAGUUACGCGCAAGACCCGCAAAGUCGAGUUGGAAGCAAAUGAGCCUGUAGAGACCAAGCCUUCAAGCCAUAAACCUCCACAGAAUAAAAAAAUCAAGUCCGAGCAUGAAGAUCCUCCCGAUCCCAAGACUCCAAAGAUUUUAGAUAAAAGCUUAAGGAGUCGGACGGCCAAAGUAACAUUGACGCCUAAUAAAGAAAAGACGACAGUCCAAGAGGAGCCAGCCCAAGACUCCGAAACUAAUCCUUCUUCAACCAAGCCGUUAAACCACGAGUCCCCUGGGACUAAUGUGAGCACGAAAGGGCCCGAGGAGUCUCAUUCGGCGGCACAUUCACCGAGCUCCAACAAGAAAUUGCAUCUAGACAAUGAUCAUUCGGCCGAUGCUAGUCGAGUGGGCACUCCCAACUCAGCCUCUUUUGCGACGGGGAUCACCGAUGGGAACUCGACAGCGAACCAGACCCCGAACUCAGCCAAGCUACCGCUCUUCCCGGCAGAUGCGAGCUCGGCAGGGCCGCGGCAUGGGUCCUCGUCGACCACUAGUGACCCGACCUCGUUCAGGAGACGAAUGCUCAAGACCCAUUCGUCGGUCCAAUCCAACCCGAUCUCCUCUAUCUUCCGCGACCCCGUCAAGGAGUCCGAAGCUCCCGGAUACACUUCGAUCGUCAAAAGACCCAUGGAUCUUCGCACUCUUGCUAAGAAGUUGAGGGACGGUAAAGUCACCACUACUGAGGAGUACCGCAGAGAUUUGAUGUUGAUGUUGGCUAAUGCGGUCAUGUUUAAUCAUGAGGAUAGCGAGGUGACUAAACAUGCAAAAGAGUUGAUGGUCGAAUGUGAUAGAUUAGUUUCAAUCUUCAUGAGGGGGUCUCGUUACUAA